CGACCUGACGGAAGCAUCGUUCGCGAUUGUGAUUGGUCAGCAUUCAUGUCCUGAGCUGGAGGGGUCAGUUGUGUUUGGAUUGUCGAGCUGUAACUGUUAUACUACGACACCUGACUGAGGUGCUGAAGGAUGAGUCGUCUUGUGAAUGUGUUGAGGAGUUGGCUGCUCAUGGUGUCUGUGAUCGCGGUUGGAAACACGGUUCAGAGUUUCAGAGAUCACAGCUUCUUAUCUGAGAAACUCUACACAGGAUCACCUGAAUAUGUGAAUGGACUUCAGGCGAGAACCUUUGGGAUAUGGACCCUUCUGUCUUCCAUCAUACGCUGUGCCUGCGCUGUAGACAUUCGAAACCGAACGCUUUAUCAUAUCACCCUGUGGACAUUUGUUCUGGCUCUCGGACACUUUCUGUCAGAGGCUUUCAUUUAUAAAACCGCUCCUUUGACCAUUGGUGUCAUGGCUCCUCUGAUCGUGGCAAGUGUCUCUAUUGUGGCCAUGUUAAUUGGCUUUCACAGCAUCGAUGAUCCGCAGGAAGACGUCAGAACCCGACAGAAGAAGAGGAACUGAAGAACCUUCCGUGUCCUUCCAGUAACAUUCACAUCAUCAUGUUCUGAUGCCUCCAGACGCUGGAACAUGGGAACUUUAAAGGGUUCGAUGGAAAUUUAAAGUCCUGCUUCAGGUGGACAAUUCUUCUGAACGUCUGUUUGUUGCUCAUGUGACCGGUGAAGGCGUUAUCAUUGGUCGACCAAUGUUGUCACAGUAUCCAAACACCUUGGCCUACAACUACCAAAACGCUUUCAAUUUACUGAUAUUUUAAGUAUUUCAGAGAUUGAAAUCACCUUUUUAUAUGAAUUUGUAUAUUUUAAGCUGAGCUCAUUCAUCAGGUGCAUUCAGCUUUUCCAGUCCUGAAGAAGUUCUCAUGAAUACUGGAAACCGUCACUUCUCAUCAACGCUUUGUUUUUAUUAAAACAAUUUAAUUCAUAAUGUCUACAAAUUUAUAUCAAGCGUGUACACAUCUGCUGUAAUGAUUUUAAAUUCAGUGUUUACAUGUAUUAUUUAAAUAAAUGUUAAAUCAUAGUCUAACAUCAAAUGACUUCAGAUUAACUUGAGUUUAAAAAACUAGAUUUUAUUAUUGAUUAUGACAAGUGACACAACACUGUAUUGAUUUUCAUACAAAUACGGUAGUAAACAACAUCAGUGCUUCACAUGUAAAAUAAUAGAUUAUUCUAAAGAUUAUUUGAACAAUUUUAUAGAAACCGAAUGGAAAACUAAGAUCUAAAUUCAGUCUGUCACCUGUACAGACACUGACUGGAAAAAAGAAAGAUUUCACUUCAGACUGAUCUAGUUCGUAUGACACACAACUUGCAGUAUAACCUCAUAAAUAAACCUGAAAUAAAUUAACUUAAGCUAGUAGAUUCAGUUCUAUCUGAAAUACUCAGCGCAGUUUUUAAUGUUAUUUAUUGUUGUUUUAGUCGAACGUCUCGGUGUAAGAUUCUGGUAGGAUGAUGGGCUACGCUGGUGGCGCCAGUUGAAGGGUCAAAACAACCACACUGAUAUGAAGAAUCAGGUCUGGCCAGUCAAUGAAACAGUC
Messenger RNA from Triplophysa dalaica, 1585 nucleotides. RefSeq names its product ergosterol biosynthesis 28 homolog (gene erg28). Bases 130 to 561 code for a protein of 143 amino acids. The transcript is spliced from 5 exons. NCBI's taxonomy places the organism in Eukaryota, Metazoa, Chordata, Actinopteri, Cypriniformes, Nemacheilidae. The record is from RefSeq and is a predicted model, not a curated record. Gene Ontology annotation, molecular function: protein-macromolecule adaptor activity. Gene Ontology annotation, cellular component: endoplasmic reticulum; membrane.